Chanos chanos (milkfish) is the source of this 1446-nucleotide messenger RNA. It is a transcript of the gene slc25a23b, whose product is annotated as solute carrier family 25 member 23b. Gene Ontology annotation, biological process: transmembrane transport. NCBI's taxonomy places the organism in Eukaryota, Metazoa, Chordata, Actinopteri, Gonorynchiformes, Chanidae. The record is from RefSeq and is a predicted model, not a curated record. Gene Ontology annotation, molecular function: calcium ion binding. The coding region runs from base 1 to 1446 and encodes 481 amino acids. The transcript has 10 exons.
AUGGGAGAAGCCAGGGCUCGGUUCCGUUUUGGAUGGAGUCGGGCUUGCUGUCAAGACAAUGGUGCGUCUGACCCAGAACAAGAGAAACGAUGGGCUGAAUUGUUCGAACAGUUGGAUCUUAAUAAAGAUGGUAGAAUCGACGUGAACGAACUUUCCCGUGGACUGGCUGCUUGGGGGGUAGUUCGGAGUGACGUAGACGAGAUUGUGCGUGAGAGUGACACCAAUCACGAUGGCCAGCUGGACUUUGAUGAGUUCACUCAGUACCUUCAAGUUCAUGAGAAAGAGCUUAGACUCAUGUUCCGAAGCCUGGACCGCAACAACGAUGGACAAAUAGACGUGAGUGAGAUCCAGCUGUCUUUGCGUAACCUGGGGGUCGACGUGACCAUUGAGCAGGCCGCUACAAUACUGCAGAGUAUUGACAAGGAUGGGACCAUGACCAUAGACUGGAAUGAGUGGAGAGACUAUUUCCUAUUCAACCCUCUUCACAGCAUGGAGGAUGUCGCCCACUACUGGAAGCAUGCUCUGAUGCUUGAUAUCGGAGAGCACUUAACAGUCCCAGACGAGUUCUCCGAGCGAGAGCGGAGGUCAGGGGUUGUCUGGAGGCAACUGGUUGCCGGCGCUAUGGCAGGAGCUGUGUCCCGGACCGGAACUGCCCCGCUGGAUCGCCUCAAGGUUUUUCUACAGGUUCAUGGCUCUGGGGGAGGGAACUUGUGGACUGGUCUGUGUGGGAUGGUUCAGGAAGGAGGCAUCAGGUCCCUGUGGAGGGGUAAUGGGAUUAAUGUUCUCAAAAUCGCUCCUGAGUCUGCCAUAAAGUUCAUGGCCUAUGAGCAGAUAAAGUGGCUGAUCAGAGGCAGUAAGGAGAGUGGAAGCCUGAGGGUACAGGAGAGGUUUGUUGCUGGUUCUCUGGCUGGAGCCACAGCCCAAACCAUCAUAUACCCUAUGGAGGUGUUGAAGACUCGUCUAACUCUGAGAAAGACGGGCCAGUACACUGGCAUGGUGGACUGUGCCAAGCAGAUUCUCCAUAAGGAGGGUGUGCGAGCGUUUUACAGGGGCUAUGUGCCCAACACCCUGGGCAUCAUUCCUUACGCUGGCAUCGACCUGGCUGUCUAUGAGACCCUGAAGAAUGCCUGGCUACAGAGGCACAGUGCGGACUCAGCUGACCCGGGGGUUCUGGUUCUGCUGGGCUGUGGUACCGUGUCCAGCACCUGCGGCCAGCUAGCCAGUUAUCCACUAGCACUGGUCCGCACACGCAUGCAGGCACAGGCCUCUACAGAAGGAGGGCCCAAGCUCUCCAUGGUGGGCCAGUUCAAACACAUAGUAUCACAUGAAGGAGUCCCUGGACUGUACCGCGGUAUCGCCCCAAACUUCCUCAAGGUCAUUCCUGCGGUGAGCAUCUCCUACGUGGUCUACGAGAACAUGAAGAAAGCUCUUGGAGUUGGCUCAUAG